AUGCAUGAUAGCGUCCAGAGGCAGGGGCGGAAGCGGAAUCGGCAAGCUAUGCUACCAAGUCUUGCGCCUUGUGGGCGCAAGCGGUCCAUCAACGAGAUGGAUGAUGACGGCCAGAAGCAAUCCGAGAAAAAGAAGAGACGACACAGGACUCCGGAAGUUGCCGAAUAUGCAGAAGAUCGCGACCAGAGGCGAUCCAAAAAGGAGCAGAACCGACCAAGCACUCAGGGUUUUGUGAACCAUGCAGAAGACGACGAGAACGAUCCUGUUGAGUCUAACUGGGAUGAUGAUGCCAAUGAGGUUUGCCAAGAAGCCUCAGUACUGUCAGGAAGGGAUCAAAAAGCCGCAGAGCCGGGAAGAGGCACGCCAGCUCUCCUUAACAAGUGGUGCGCUCAACGGGCAUCAAGUCGAUGGAGGAUGGUGAUACGCAGCGUGUCCCAGCAGAUGCAGACGGGGAGGGAACAUCUGAAAGUGAUGGCUGAAGAGUAUGUCUGGUGA
This is a messenger RNA of Baudoinia panamericana UAMH 10762, 495 nucleotides long. RefSeq lists its product as uncharacterized. The coding region runs from base 1 to 495 and encodes 164 amino acids. The transcript has a single exon. The record is from RefSeq and is a predicted model, not a curated record. Lineage: Eukaryota; Fungi; Ascomycota; Dothideomycetes; Mycosphaerellales; Teratosphaeriaceae.